AUGGUUGUGUCCCAAAAGAAGAUCCCCCAGGUUGAUGAGCCUGGAAAGUGCAUGGAAGACCCGUCCAAGCAGGAGGGGGUCAUGUUGCGAAAUGUACCCAACGAUUACACGCGGGAAAUGCUCCUGGAGUUGUUGGACUCGCAAGGCUUUGCUGGUCGCUACAACUUCGCAUACCUGCCCUGCGACUUUUAUCGCGAUGCCAACCUCGGCUACGCCUUCGUGAACCUCGUGGACAGAGUGGCCGUGGACGACAUCUGGGCAGCCUUCGACGGAUUUGCGAGCUGGUCGCUGCCCACGACCAAGGUCUGUCAGGUGCGCUGGAGCAGUCCGCACCAGGGUUUCGAGGCCCACGUCGAGCGCUACAGGAACAGCCCGGUCAUGCACCGCUGCGUGCCGGACCAAUAUAAGCCCGUCAUCUUCCAGCUUGGCAUGCGACAACCGUUUCCACCGCCCACGAAGAUGGUCAAAGCACCGAUGAUGGGGUGCCGCUAA
Symbiodinium necroappetens is the source of this 492-nucleotide messenger RNA. The record is from the annotation of a GenBank genome assembly. Lineage: Eukaryota; Dinophyceae; Suessiales; Symbiodiniaceae.